Messenger RNA from Gasterosteus aculeatus aculeatus (three-spined stickleback), 2475 nucleotides. Lineage: Eukaryota; Metazoa; Chordata; Actinopteri; Perciformes; Gasterosteidae. The record is from RefSeq and is a predicted model, not a curated record.
GAGUCACAUUAUGCACCGGGAGAGGAAAUCUAAGCAAAGAGAGACAGCAAGGACUGGAGGAAUGUUUCAACCUGAAGCGCAAUCAAGGCUGGACGUCAGACUUCUUUCCUGAGUUACCAACUGAAAUUCUGCAUCAGGGAACUUUUGAUAUCAGAAGUUCAGAAGUUAAGGCGACAUCAUGGCGACAGAAACACCCGUGUCAGAUGAUCAUCAGCCUCUGAAGCGGAUCGGCAGUUAUGAUUUCCUGCCACCUAACCUGUCUGAGCUGAGGGUCGUUCUGCUGGGGAACAGCUGGUCUCAGAGGAGUUCAGUAGGAAACUUCAUCCUAGGAGAGACCAAGUUCAACACUAAGGCAGAACCAGGCUGCUGUCUGAAAGCCUCAGGAGGAUUAAAGGAGAAACAGAUAGUUCUGAUCAACACUCCAGACCUGCUGCACCCCAACAUCUCUGAAGACAAACUGACUCAACAUGUAGAAAAGUGUAAGAGUCUCUCUGGUCCUGGACCUCAUGUGUUCCUGCUGGUUCUACAGCCUGAGGACUUCACUAAGGAACUCAAAGAGAAGCUCUGCGGGGUCCUGAAAUGCUUCAGUCAUCGACCAUUGGAUCAUUCAUUCAUCCUGAUAACGACAUCUAGAGAGGCGCAUUCAAGCUUCAUGGACCAAGACCAGCCCUUAAAAGACAUGAUCGAAAUGUGUAGAUACAGAUACCUGAACCAGAAGAACCUUAAACGUCCAGAGCUGUUCACACGUUUGGGUCAAACUGUAAAAGAGAACAAUGGAGAGCUUGUGAGAUGUGACAAGUUUGAGGAAAAGGGUUUGAUCGUGACACCAAAGUCUGACCAGAUGAAACCAUCUCUGAACCGGGAAGCAGGGAAGACUUCAGCAGCCAGGGCCAUUUUACGUCAGACAGAGCUUCAUUCAGUCUCCAACUCCUCGGAGAGCAUUAAAUAUCAGGGAGAGGUGUGUGGACCUAUAACGAUGUCAACCAAGGCUGAGAUGGAGAAGGUUUCAAAGCUUAAAGCUGAAGUCAAUGAUUUAAAACCUAAAAGUAAGAUUGGAGUAGAUGUUGAGCAUUGGGGCAGAGAGUGUCUCCGGAUGGUGCUGAUCGGGAAGACUGGCAGUGGAAAGAGUGCAACAGGAGACACCAUUUUGGGCAAAGAAAGCUUUACAUCUGCUAUUUGCUCAAAGUCAGUGACCAAGUUUUGCAAGAAAGCAACAGGAGAGAUUGAUGGACAGCCCGUCAUCGUAGUCGACACCCCCGGCCUGUUUAACACGACUCUGACGAAUGAUGAAGUUAAAGAGGAGCUGGUGAAAUGUGUCAGCCUGUUGUCUCCUGGACCUCACGUGUUCUUACUGGUGCUGCAGAUCGGACGCUUUACAAGAGAGGAGAAAGAGUCUGUGGAGCUCAUCAAGAAAUAUUUUGGAAAGAAGUCUAGAGAAUUCAUCGUCAUUGUAUUCACCAAAGGAGAUGAACUGGGAAAUCAAACAAUUGAGAGUUACUUAGAGGACUGUGACGACUCUCUGAAAAAACUGAUAAAAGACUGUGGAGGCAGAUACCAAGUCUUCAAUAACAGGAAUCCAACCGAGCGCACCCAAGUCAGAGAUUUGAUGACGAAAACCUACAAAGUGAUGGAGGCGAGUGGAGGCGGUUGCAACACCUCAGAGAUGUUCAAAAAGACCGAAGCAGCAAUGAAGAAAGAGGUGGAGAGAAUUCUGAAUGAGGAAGAUGAAGAAAUGCAGAGACAGAAGGAGACGCUCCAAAAAAAACACAUGGAAGAAAUGAUUGCAAUGAAGAGAAUGAUGAAACAACCGAAAGCUGCAAUUGAGAGAGAGCCAAACAACUCAAAGAAAUGGCAGAAAACAUCAACAAGGAGCAAGAGGAGAGAAGGAAAAAACUGGAAAAGAGAGAAGGACAGAAAAAUAAAAGACAUUAUACAACAGGACUGGGAGCAAAGACUUGUCGAAGAGGUGAAAGAGAGUAAAGAAGAGAUGGAAAAGCAAAAAAAGCUGUGGGAGGAGGAAAGAAGGGUGGCUUAAAAAUCUCAAGAAAUAGAAAAGGAAAUGUAUUUGGAGCAAAAGAAACUGAAAACGCUGCAAGAAGAAUAGAAAAGAAAGAGAAAGACAGGAAAUCAAAAAAGAAGAAGAUGAUCAAACUAGGACAGAGCAGGAGGAGAAGGAGAGAGAAGAACUGGAGUUACAAUACGAUACGUACCUGAAGGAAAUGUAGAAGCAAUAUGAACAGGAGGCCAGAAAGCUGACGAGUUGGUCUUCUUACAAUAAAGGUACUACAAUGACUUUGAAACGUUGGUAGGAAAUCAAAUGGGGGAAAUACAGGAACUGAAGCAAAUGCAUUCAAGAGCAACAACAACAGAGCCAACACCGACUGAUGAAACACCACGAGAUGUCACACCAACUGACUCAUCAAAUACGGAUUGAACACAGACAGAAUAAACAGCUGAAAGCACAACAACUGAAAG